AAAGCAAAGAGAAAAAAGGAGCUAAAGUCAGUAUCAACUGCCCUUUUUUGUCUUGCUUAAUAGACGUUUUCAAGUUUUGAUGUGAGUUAACGCCUAAGCCAAAUCCAAUGUCCUUUUCCUGCUUUACACCCUCUUUUUGCAUUCUUCUUGACACGUGCUUCCUCUUUCUCUUUCUCUUUCUCUUUCAGUAUACACUCUAGUUUAAUAUCAUGAAAACCAUGAAUGAGCUAGUGUGGGAUGGGAUUCAAGCAGCUGUAUUCAAAAGGCCCUUCCUCUCUCUUUCUCUCUUUGCUUUCUUUUGUGACCCCACAGCCUAUAUAUACACAUACCUCCUUCACUUGUUUUCUUCACCACUUAGAACAAUUGCAGUAAUACAUGGCAUUCAAUUUCAUGUUUUCUUUAUUUGCUUCAAUCUUCUUCGUUUUUCUCUUCCGUUCUCUUCUUAAAUUCUUCAAAUCCAAUAGCCGGGAACUACCUCUCCCUCCAGGCACCCUCGGUUGGCCUUACAUCGGUGAAACCUUUCAGCUCUACUCCCAAAACCCAAAUCUCUUCUUUGCUUCAAAGCAAGAGAGGUAUGGUUCCAUAUUCAAGACCCACAUACUAGGCUGUCCUUGUGUGAUGAUUUCGAGCCCAGAAGCUGCAAAAUUCGUGCUCGUAACCAGAGCCCAUCUCUUCAAGCCAACAUUUCCAGCAAGUAAAGAAAGGAUGUUAGGCAAACAAGCCAUCUUCUUUAGCCAAGGGCAGUACCAUGCCAAAUUGAGGAAGCUUGUUCUCCGUGCAUUCAUGCCUGAAGCCAUCAAAAGCAUCGUCUCCAGCAUCGAAUCCAUUGCCAAAGAUUCCCUCCAGUCAUUGGAAGGGAGGUUGAUAACCACUUUCCAAGAAAUGAAAACAUACACCUUCAAUGUUGCGCUACUAUCAAUAUUUGGAAAGGAUGAAGUGCUUUACAGAGAAGAUCUAAAGAGGUGCUACUACAUUCUUGAGAAGGGUUACAACUCGAUGCCCAUUAACCUUCCUGGUACACUUUUCAACAAAUCAAUGAAGGCAAGGAAAGAGCUUGCUCAGAUUCUAGCCAAAAUUAUAUCAACCAAGAGUCAAAUGAAGCUCGAUUGCAAUGACUUGCUCGGGUCUUUCAUGGGUGACAAAGAAGGCCUCACCGAUGAACAAAUUGCUGACAACAUUAUUGGCGUUAUCUUUGCUGCUCGGGACACCACCGCUAGCGUACUGACAUGGAUAAUUAAGUACCUUGGAGAAAACCCGAGCGUUCUUCAAGCUGUCACGAAGGAACAAGAGGCUAUAAUGAGAGGUAAAGAGAAGUGCGGUGAGGAGCACACUCUUACUUGGGCAGAUACAAAGAAGAUGCCAAUAACUUCUAGGGUGAUUCAGGAGACACUUAGGGUUGCUUCAAUUUUAUCUUUUACCUUCAGAGAAGCGGUGGAAGAUGUUGAAUAUGAAGGGUAUCUUAUACCAAAAGGAUGGAAAGUUUUACCACUUUUUAGAAACAUUCACCACAACCCAGAAAUCUUUCCAGAUCCUGAGAAGUUUGAUCCCUCAAGAUUUGAGGUUGCUCCAAAGCCCAAUACGUUUAUGCCAUUUGGCAAUGGAACCCACUCCUGUCCAGGGAAUGAGUUAGCCAAGCUGGAAAUUAUGGUCCUCCUCCAUCAUCUGACUACAAAGUACAGGUGGUCUAUGGUGGGUACAAACAGUGGGAUACAAUAUGGUCCUUUUGCUCUUCCCCAGAAUGGUUUGCCAAUCAGAUUAAUCGGAAAAUCAUAGCCUAAGAGUUAAGAGUCCCCAACGACUCCAGGCCAGGGAAUUCUCAAUUUUAAAAUAUAUGUAGGCAACACAGCAGCAGGCUUGAUGAAGCAAAGAAGGCAAAGCCCCAAAGGAAGUUCCUAGAUUGAGGAGAAAGAAAGAAUUAAAGCUUUUAUCUCUUUUUGGCCAAAAGACAACCAAAAGAAGAGUCUCUCAUCCCAUAACACAAAAGGAGACCUCCAAGUGUACAGAAGAGUCUCAUCCCAUAACACAAAAAUGGAAAAGGAAAAUCUGCAAGAAAAAUGACCAAUGGUUUUUACGUGUGUUCAUUUGCUUAAUUCAUCAAGUCCGCAAGGCAAAAUAAAAAGAGAGAAUCAAUUAUUGAAAAUUUGAUUGAUACUUAUAGUACUAGCUAGCGUACAAACUGACCUAUAAUCAUCUGUUUACUCUUAUCAGUAAUGAUUAUUGGUUUUAAUUUGCUCUCUGCAGUGCAAUAAUUAUAUAUAUAUAUAGCAAUUA
Molecule: messenger RNA, 2271 nt
Organism: Durio zibethinus
Lineage: Eukaryota; Viridiplantae; Streptophyta; Magnoliopsida; Malvales; Malvaceae
Gene: CYP707A1
Product: cytochrome P450, family 707, subfamily A, polypeptide 1
Biological process (GO): abscisic acid metabolic process; sterol metabolic process
Molecular function (GO): heme binding; iron ion binding; (+)-abscisic acid 8'-hydroxylase activity
Source: RefSeq, a predicted model, not a curated record